Manihot esculenta (cassava) is the source of this 2634-nucleotide messenger RNA. Its product is annotated as pentatricopeptide repeat-containing protein At5g27460. Gene Ontology annotation, molecular function: protein binding. The coding region runs from base 114 to 1664 and encodes 516 amino acids. Lineage: Eukaryota; Viridiplantae; Streptophyta; Magnoliopsida; Malpighiales; Euphorbiaceae. The record is from RefSeq and is a predicted model, not a curated record. Gene Ontology annotation, cellular component: mitochondrion. The transcript is spliced from 4 exons.
UCAUUUGGGUCCAACUUCACAAAAUUUUAAUAGACAACUUGAUUUUUCAAAACUCAGCUGGACUUGGUUCCUUUACACCCUUCUGUGCAAAAACCAAUAGUAGGUUUGCUUCCAUGGCGAUUCGCAUUCGGCCACUCAUUUCCAGUCUUAGAAGUGGUCGGCUUCAGUUCGAUGACAGGAAUCUCUCGAUGUUCAUAUCAUCACGAGCUUCGCCGAUGGAUAAGGUCGGCGAAUCAUCCUUGAAAUAUAGUAAUGCCAAUGGCAACCUCAAAAGGGAGAUUUUGAGACUGAAAUUGCCUGGAGAAAGCGCAGCAUACGUACUUCAAAAUUGGGUCGAUAAUGGCGGCAAAGUUACAAUCUCCCAGCUUAGAUAUAUCUCUGGGAUACUGGCGAAAUCUAGGCGAUACAACCACGCACUUGAGAUAUUCAGAUGGAUGGAUACUCGAAAUAAUUUCCACAUGUCAGCAGAAGAUCAUGCAUUGAAGUUAGAAUUGGUCUUGAAAGUUCAUGGUUUAAGGGAAGCUGAAGGAUACUUCAAACUUUUAUCCAAUUCUGCUACAAGAAAAGCUGCUGCUCUCCCUCUUCUUCAUGGUUAUGUAAAAGAACGAGACACUGUGAAAGCUGAAGCUCUCAUGAUGAAUCUAAAUGACUUGGGGCUGAUUGUGAAUUCUCAUCCAUUUAAUGAGAUGAUGAAACUUUAUAUGGCUACAUCACAGUAUGAGAAAGUACUCUUUGUGAUCCAGCAAAUGAAACAUAAUAAAAUACCCUUAACUAUCCUCUCCUACAACCUUUGGAUGAAUUCGUUGGCUGAGUUGUCUAAGGUCACAGAAGCUGAGAUGGUUUACAGGGAAAUGGUGAAUGAUAAAAAUGUUGAAGUUGGAUGGAGCACUCUAUCUACUUUGGCCAAUAUUUACAUAAAGGCAGGCCUUGUUGACAAAGCUUUUUUAGCACUUGAAAAUGCAGAAAAAAAGCUCUCUACCAAUAAUCGCCUUGGUUACUUAUUCCUUAUUACUCAACAUUCCUCAUUGAAGAAUAAGGAGGGAGUUCGGCGGCUUUGGAAAGUCAGCAAAGGAGUUGGUGGAAGAAUCACAUGUGCCAAUUACAUUUGUAUAUUGUCAUGCUUCGUUAAGGUAGGUGACCUUAUAGAAGCUGAAAGAGUGUUUAUGGAAUGGGAGAGCAAUUGUAGGACGUAUGACAUUAGAGUAUCCAAUGUCCUUCUUGGUGCAUAUGUGCGGAAUGGAUUGAUAAACAAAGCUGAGUCAUUACAUCUUCACACAUUGGAGAGGGGUGGAUGCCCUAAUUAUAAGACAUGGGAGAUUCUAAUGGAAGGAUGGGUAAAGAGCCAAAAGAUGGAUAAAGCCAUAAUUGCUGUGAAGCAAGCAUUUUCUAUGUUGAACAAUUGUAAAUGGAGACCAUCACAUGGUAUUUUAGUUGCUAUUGCAGAGUACUUGGAAAAGCACAGGAAAUUUGAAGAUGCAAAUCACUAUAUUCAAGCUAUUCAUCAUUUGGGUCUUGCAAGUUUACCGCUGUAUAAGAUAAUCCUCAGAAUGCACCUUCAUGCUCGGAGAACCGCUCCUGACAUACUUAAGAUGAUGGACAAGGAUAAAAUUGAGAUGGAUGAUGAGACUUCUUCCCUUGUUCAAGCCUGCUAUUCAUGUGUGUAAUCAAUCAGUGGUAUUGAUCAUUGUAGUGGAUUCCUGCAAAGGCUGGUUUUAAUUGACUGCACUUAUAAUGCUUAUCUGGGAUUAAGGAUUUGGUAAGGGUAAAAAACCAGAUGAGGAAAAAUGAAGGAAGCAGGCUAUCCUUCAAGAAAGAAAGCUAAAUGCAUGCAAAGCUUGCUUAAUUCAGCAAAUUGCCUCCUUACGAGCUUUAUGUGCGGGUCUUUCUUAAUUCAGCAGAUUGCUUCUUUGAGUGAAGUUGAAGUUUGACCAUGAAGAUCUUUCAAACCUUCUUGAGAUUUUUUAAGAGAAAAGAAUAGAAACUAAAAGAGUUUCACCAUUAUUGUAAAGAGUGGGCAUACAUAAUGGGCAACUGGAUAAUCACAGCAUGGAUGUUUAUGGUUGUGAUGCUUGUUGGUCUUGAAAUCCUGUGUCUUAAAUUGCUUUUGAAAUUAAGUACUGCAAGAACUGAAAAUGAAGAUGAACAUACUUGUUCAAUAAUUUUGUUUUUUUUUUUUGUGUGUUCCUUGAUGGUUCUGUCACGAACACCAGUUGGCAAUUUGCAGUCACAAAUGUUGACUGCUUGCAGGCAAUCUGCAUCGUAAGUGAUUCUAAAUGCUCCACCUUAAUACAACUGCGGAUCCUCCUGGAAGCUUUUGAUAUGUGCUAGGGUUCCAAUACGGCCACCAGCGAUGUCAAGAAGGCUUAUUAUUUCACCUCCAAAGAAUUUUCUGCCUUUGAGACCUUUUUCCAAUGUCUUCAGAUUAUCUUGUACUUCUUGUGGAACUUCUAAUCCCUUUCCAGAACAAAUGUUCCCAUAGUUUACUGCAUGGAUUGGAGUAGCAGAUGGGCCAUUUUAAUUAUUUGCAGAAAGAGGAGUUGCGUUUUGUAUGCUGUGUAACAUCCCUUAUAAUUUAAACCUCGUACUCUCUGUAUAUAAGGUAUGUAUAUAAUUGUUCUCAAUUUGAAACACCCA